Molecule: messenger RNA, 3037 nt
Organism: Brassica napus (rape)
Lineage: Eukaryota; Viridiplantae; Streptophyta; Magnoliopsida; Brassicales; Brassicaceae
Product: probable rhamnogalacturonate lyase B
Exons: 11
Coding region: 1345-2862 (505 amino acids)
Biological process (GO): carbohydrate metabolic process
Molecular function (GO): carbohydrate binding; catalytic activity
Source: RefSeq, a predicted model, not a curated record
UAAUUUAUAUUUGCUAAACUUUUUUAACAGAAACAAACUUAACAUCACAAAGCCUGGAGAAAACAUAUCAUCCCUAACAAUCCAGCUAAGAGGAGUUGGUAACGACAAGGCAAGUAACACUCAAAUAUUCAUAUUUUAAUUUUUGGUUAUUUGUAUAAUAUAAAUUAUAUAAUAAGAAACUAUCUAAUUAGAACCCAUUGAUUUUAGCUUAAUCAACCAAAACCAUUCGAAAAGAUGUCUAUUUUGAUAAAUUGGGUUGAUCGGUUUCAUUUUGAUGAUUUUAGGGUUUUGCUUGUGGGGCAUGAAAUGAAAAUGGGAAUAGAAUUUUUUUUGUAAUAGGAUAAUACAAAAAAGAAUGAGUUACAAUCAGGUUAUAAUCGAGAUAACUAGAUAAUUUUGGUUAACUGUGUAUUUGCUUCAGAAAAAAAUGAAUUAACGUUAAUUGGUAAACAGUCACGCCUGUUAACCAAUUGCAAAGAAAAUUGGAAAGUACAAUUCGAACUUUCAUAUUGGGUGGAAUAUGGAUCUGAUCGAACAUUCGAUGCUGCACAAAAAAAAAAAAAAUCGAACAUUCGAUUCGUGAGAGGAUACGUGGACUUAAGUUUGUGUGGAUGUGGUAAUUUUAGGUGGUCGUUGAUAAUGGUAUUGUUCAAGUUACUUUCUCGAGCCCGCAAGGUUCGAUAACUGGAAUCAAAUACGAUGGCAUCGACAAUGUAUUGGACGACGAAGUUGACGAACGUCGCCGUGGGUAAAAUUCUUUAACACGGCUUUUCAUAUGUUUGUAACAAUAUUAUUUCGAAAAGCAAAGCUUUCAUACACUUCCUUAACAAUUAACAAAGGCACAUAACUAUCUAACAAAGUCUUACUGUAUUUUGUGUUUUAAAAAAAGGUCUUACUGUAUUUCUUGGAUAAUAGGUAUUGGGACGUAGCCUGGUAUGAACCGGAAAAGAAAUUUAAAACUGACAAGUGAGUAAUCAUUUAUUGUAGCCAAUUUUUGGAACUGUUUUUUACUUCCAUUUUUAGAACUAUUUAUUUAGCGACAACUACAUGUAUUUAAUUCGAUUUUGCUGUCUAUAGUUUCUUAUUCAAUGAAAAUGUAAUAGUUUUGAAAACAUAUUCUUGUAGUGACGAUUGUUGGUCAACAAAGUGACAUUUUUACCUUUUUUUGUAUUUCGUAGACUAGAAGGAACUAGAUUUGAAAUCAUAACUCAGAACGAAGAACAAGUUGAGAUUUCAUUUACAAGGACGUGGACGAUCUCUAAACGUGGCUCCUUGGUCCCCCUAAAUGUAGACAAAAGGUACAUUAUUCGAAGUGGUGUCUCCGGAAUAUACAUCUACUGUAUAAUGGAGAGGUUAGAAGGCUGGCCCGACGUGGACAUGGACCAAAUUAGAAUCGUAUUCAAGCUCAACCACACAAUAUUUAAUUUCAUGGCAAUAUCUGAUGACCGGCAGAGAAGCAUGCCGUCCAUGGCAGAUCGGAACCAUGCUAUGCAAUUAGCUUAUAAAGAAGCUGUUCUUUUGACAAAUCCAAGGAACCCUAUGUUCAAAGGAGAGGUAGACGAUAAGUAUAUGUACUCAAUGGAAGACAAAGAUAACAACGUUCAUGGUUGGAUCUCGUCGGAGCCACCGGUUGGGUUUUGGAUGAUAACUCCAAGCGAUGAGUUCCGACUUGGUGGGCCGAUCAAGCAAGACCUGACUUCUCACGCGAGACCAAUCACCCUCUCCAUGUUUACGAGCACGCACUACGCGGGAAAAGAGAUGAGAAUGGGCUACAGAAAUGGAGAACCAUGGAAGAAGGUGUUUGGACCUGUGUUGGCUUAUCUAAACUCUGUCUCUCCCAAUGCUUCCACUCUUCGUCUAUGGAGAGAUGCCAAACGACAGAUGGCUGAAGAGGUCAAAAGCUGGCCUUUUGAUUUUGUACAUUCAGAAGAUUACCCUCUUAGUAAUCAAAGAGGAACAAUCCAAGGGCAGUUCUAUAUCAAAGAUAGUUACGUGUCAAGGUUAAAUAUAUAUGGGAAAUUUGCUUUUGUUGGUUUGGCACCAGUUGGUGAAGCCGGUUCAUGGCAAACCGAAUCCAAGGGGUAUCAGUUCUGGACGAAAGCUGACAGAAAAGGGAGAUUCGUUAUAGAGAAUGUGAGGGCAGGCAACUAUAGUCUCUACGCCUGGGGUAUAGGUUUUAUUGGUGACUACAAAUAUGAGCAAAACAUUACCAUCACGCCAGGUAGCGAGAUGAACGUAGGGCCCAUAGUGUAUGAGCCGCCGAGAAAUGGUCCAACGUUGUGGGAAAUCGGUGUACCGGACCGAACAGCCGGAGAAUUCUAUAUACCGGAUCCUUAUCCUACACUUAUGAACAACCUCUACGUUAAUCCACUUCAAGACAGAUUCAGGCAAUAUGGAUUAUGGGAUUGUUACUCAGAUUUAUACCCAGAAAACGAUCUUGUCUAUACAAUCGGUCUAAGUAAUUACAGAAGAGAUUGGUUCUUUGCACAUGUUACCAGAAACGUUGGAAACAAUACAUACCAACCAACGACAUGGCAAAUCAUAUUCAACUUACAGAAUUUGAACCGGGUCGGACUCUACACACUCCGAGUAGCUCUAGCCUCAGCCGCUGAUUCAGAACUACAAGUUCGGAUCAACGAUCCAGAAUCCGAUCAUAUUUUUACGACUGGUUUAAUCGGAAAAGACAAUGCGAUUGCUAGACAUGGGAUUCAUGGGUUAUAUAGAUUGUACAGUAUCGAUGUUGCGGGAAACUUACUAGGCGCUGGUGAUAACACGAUAUAUUUAACUCAAUCGAGAAGUACAACACCAUUUCAAGGUGUUAUGUAUGAUUAUAUUCGUCUUGAAAGUCCUUUUAGAACUUGAAAAGAAGUAGAUAGAUUUAAAACAAUUAACGGUAGAUGGAAUUUAAAUUGUUUUUUUUUUCUUUCUUUCUUCUUUUCUAGAGUUGGUUUUUAGUUAUUUGACUGUAAUGUAAUAUCAAUAGUGUGAAUGUUAAUAAAACCGAAUGUAUUAAUGUAUAUAUGAUUUAUGCGUUUUA